Messenger RNA from Peromyscus eremicus (cactus mouse), 2790 nucleotides. It is a transcript of the gene Las1l, whose product is annotated as LAS1 like ribosome biogenesis factor. The transcript has 14 exons. Gene Ontology annotation, molecular function: endonuclease activity. The record is from RefSeq and is a predicted model, not a curated record. Gene Ontology annotation, biological process: maturation of LSU-rRNA; maturation of 5.8S rRNA. Bases 289 to 2571 code for a protein of 760 amino acids. Gene Ontology annotation, cellular component: Las1 complex; preribosome, large subunit precursor. Lineage: Eukaryota; Metazoa; Chordata; Mammalia; Rodentia; Cricetidae.
AGCUGAACACUUGAGGUUCUGGUAAGGAUGCUUUGUGAGAAGAACACUUCCGGCGGCGAAUGAGGGCGUAAUUCUGCACGUGGGCCCCGUGUCCCACGUUCCAAUUGGCUACCCUCACGCUGAGAGGCGGGCUUGCGUCGGGGUCGCGCUCUCCAAUUGGCUGGUGAGGUGUCCGCCGUUUGAAGCGAGGGCCGCACAUUAACGAGAAGGUUGGGGAGGCGGGCGAUACACGGCCUUCUUCAUUUCUGGUGGGAAUCCAGGGCUAGACCUGGUCUUGGUCCCCAGGGGAUGGACCGCGUGUGGCGUGCGUGGGAAGGGCAGUCCUUCAAAGAGGACCAGGCUGAGCCGCCGGGUCCUGAGAGUAUCGUGGUCUCCUGGCUCAGCAGGGCUGAGUGGGAUCAAGUGACGGUUUAUCUGUUCUGUGAUGAUCAGAAAUUGCAGCAGUACGCGCUGAACCGUAUUACAGUGUGGAGGAGCAGGUUAGGCAACGAACUGCCCCUGGCAGUGGCUUCUACUGCUGACCUGGUACGAUGUAAGCUCAUGGAUGUAACUGGUGGCUUGGGCACUGAUGAACUUAGACUGCUCUAUGGCAUGGCAUUGGUCAGGUUUGUGAAUCUUAUCUCAGAGAGGAAGACCAAAUGUGCUAACCUCCCCCUCAAGUACCUGGCUCAGGAGGUGAACAUUCCAGACUGGGUUGUUGAACUUCGCCACAAGCUGACCCACAAGAAAAUGCCCCAUAUAAAUGACUGCCGCAGAGGUUGCAACUUUGUCCUGAGUUGGCUCCAGAAGACAUACUGGAGCCGUCAACUGGAGGAUACCCUGAAAGAGACCUGGGAGUUGGAAGAGGACCAGAUAGAGACAGAAGAACAACAAGAAGAGGAAGAUGAAAUUAUUGUUGAUGUAGUGGAAGAGCAACCAGAGCCUCAGGAUGAUGACAGAGAUGAGGAGUUGGCUGUCGAGGAUGAUGCAAACAAUGAAGACAUUACAGAGGCAGCUUCUCACCCAGAACCAUCUCCAAGACAUAAGGAGUUGUAUGAAAAAGCACGAGAACUGCUGGUAUCAUAUGAAGAGGAGCAGUUUAAGGUGCUGGAGAAAUAUAGGCAUCUACCUCAGGCUGUUAAGGUGUGGAAUAACCUUUCCCCACGUGUACAGUGUAUCCUGGAAGAACUCAAGGGCAUUUCAUGGGAGAACAGGAAUGCUGUGCUGGAUGCUUUUCUAGAUGACGGCUUCCUCGUUCCCACUUUUGAGCAGUUGGCAGCUUUGCAGAUAGAGUAUGAAGAUGGUCAGACUGAGGUCCAGAAAGGGGAAGUUACUGAACCAAAAUCACACAAAAACAUCGACUUGAAUGACGUCUUGGUGCCAAAGCCAUUCUCUCAGUUCUGGCAGCCCCUGCUCAGGGGCCUGCACUCCCAGACCUUCACACAGGCCCUGCUGGAAAGGAUGUUCUCUGAGUUGUCUACCUUGGGGAACCGUGGGAUCCGGCCUACCUACAUCCUUAGAUGGACCGUUGAGCUGAUCGUGGCCAACACCAAGACUGGACGGAAUGCUCGGAGGUUUUCUGCAAGCCAGUGGGAAGCAAGAAAGAGCUGGAGGCUGUUCAACUGUUCUACUGCCCUUGAGUGGCCCCAGGUGGUUGAGUCCUGCUUGAGCUCACCUUGCUGGGCCAGCCCCCAACUCCUUCAGCUAGUCUUCAAAGCCAUGGGACAGGUCUUGCCAGAUGAGGAGCAGGAGAAGCUGCUGCGUGUCUGUUCCAUUUAUACUCAGAAUGGAGAGAAUGGUGCGGGAAAGUCGAGCGCAGGUUCCUCUUCCACUGGGAAAAGUCCAUACACAUUGGAUACCUUACAUCAGGAUCUAAAACCAUCUGGUUCCAACUGUGAGUCUGAAGAAAAUACUCAGCAGAAGGAGCAAGGCAGCCUUAAGGAUGCCAAGCAAGGAGAAGGCAAGGAGAAGGAGGAGGAGGAGGAGGAAGAGCAGGAGGAGAACGAGGAGGAGCAGGAGGAGAAUGAGGAAGAGGAACGAAAGGUCUUUCAAGAUCAGAUGGAGGAAGAUGUAGAGGAAAGUGAUGACUUGGCAGUGGAAGAAGAGGAAGUGGAUGACGACGACGAUGAUGAUGACGACGACGACGACGACGACGAUGAUGAUGAUGAAGAUGAUGAUGAAGAUAGAAUGGAGUUGGGGGCUUUCUCUCUCAUGAAGGAGUCCUACGUUUUUGAGAAUACUAGGACCAUUUCCCGGAAAAGAGAAGCGCUGCAGGGUUCAGCAUGGCAAGUAAGCUCUGAAGACGUACGAUGGGGUACAUUCCCUAUAGGCCGAAUGCCAGGUCAGACUGACGACCCAACAGAGCUUAUGUUGGAUAAUUACGACACCAUGUAUCUUUUGGACCAACCUGUUGUAGAGCACCGGUUAGAACCCUCCAAGUCCAGGAGUAGCACUCUGAGCCUCGGUUGUUAUGGAGCCAGUAACAACUCUAGCAGCAGCAGCAGCAGCAGCAGCAGCAGUGGCAACUUGGAGGGCCUUCUCUGGAACCAGGGACAACUGCAUGGCCUCAAAGCUGGCCUGCAGCUCUUCUGAUGGCUGUCCUGAUGCAAAGUGUCCUUUCGGCCCUGCUCUAGUCACAGCUCAGUCCAGAGUCCAUCCAUGGUACAGACUGGACAACCUGGGUGACAGUUCAGAUCAGCUACGUCAAUUCAGCUUUCCACCACAAUGGAAAUUUGAAUUCCCCGCCCCCAGAUUUUCUGUUUUGUUUUGAAAACUAAUAAAGAGAUUUUUGUUCUGGUGUUUGUGAGAUGA